Molecule: messenger RNA, 1849 nt
Organism: Cercospora beticola
Lineage: Eukaryota; Fungi; Ascomycota; Dothideomycetes; Mycosphaerellales; Mycosphaerellaceae
Source: RefSeq, a predicted model, not a curated record
ACUUCAGCUCAACACCGCAGACUCUUCCGACCCCUUCUCCAUUCAGCCGCGAUCCAAGCCAAGCCCAAGAGCUAUUCACCAAACCCAGACUUGAGUCAUCCUUUGCCAACCUGUUCCAAACACACCUCUCCCACACUCGAGUCAGAGGUCGACGCUUUGCACAUUCGCCAUGGACUUCAAUCAGUUCGUGAUCACUACGGUGCAGCCAGACGCAAAGGCCACUAUGCGAGGCUCGCAAGGACAGAAGCCACGAAAGAAGAAGAGACUCGAGCAGCCGCCGGCUUCUGGCGCUUUCGCCCAGGAGCAUCAAGUCCCGGCCACGGAGGACUUGCCAGGACACCUGGCUCAGGCUGCUGAGGCUUCUCCCCAUAGCGAUGAAGUCGACGCUUGGGCGGAGGUACAAGCCAUGAGCGCCGAUGACACGAUCGAUGCCGCCAAUGCCCCACCAUCUACGGGUGCCAUUCCCAGCGUGGAGUCCGAUGAAUCGAUGAACGGUUCCAGUUUGCUUGAUCCAACCACAGCUUCUCGUAAGCACAUGCGUAUCGGCGGUGACCUGUACGAGAUCUGGAAGCCGGGCGACAAAGACGGGGACGAAUUUACAGAUUGGUAUGGCCGGACACCCAAGGUACCAGUCGAGCAGCGUUGGCGCAUCUUUCAGAGCGACAUAGGCAGGAUCAGCUGGAGGGACGGCAAUGUACCACCCAAAUUCGUGUACCUUGAUGACCGGGCUGCCCAGCAGGUGCUGGCAUCGGAUAUUCCCAAGGCCAAGAUCUGCAAGUUCUGGCAGCACGACUUCGGUCAGCCAUGCAAUAUUCGUCGCCAUCGUCGCCACAUCGGGCGCCCUGCCGUCAAGGAUGAGAAAGCAGAGGGAAGCGCAAAAUACCACUUCGCUCAGCAUGGCGGCAAGGGACAAGAUGUCUACUACUUCAGCGGCGAUUCUGAAUGGAAGCCGGUGCACUAUCGUAUUCCAGUCGAGGUAGCAAAGCCUCCAGAGCCAGAAGUCGUGCAGCCAAAGCGCAAGUACGACGACAUUCUCGACGCGGAGCCAAACCGCCGUGCUCACGGGCACAAUCAGUACACUCCAAAGGACAUGCUGGUGAAGUUCGGAGCACCGUCAUUUGCAAAGCCUGUUGAGAAGCAUCACAAAUUGCCGCCACUGCCAAAGCCGCAUCAGAAGACCAGAGGCACCGAGAACCCAAUCUUUGUAGAAAAGCGAUUGAUCGGAGACAUGGCCCAGAUCGCACGCGAGGCUGUACGUAAAGACGCUCAAAAGGCCCUUCGUGAGGCAAGCGUUGAGGAUCUCCGAGCUGCUCUCCGGGCGCGUGAAGCCGUGCAGGGGACAGGAGCUGGAGACAGGGACGACUCCGCUGUUGCUCGUUCAAGCAACAGUCCGCCAGUGAAGCCUGCUGCCGCCAUCCGCGGUGCAUCGGCCACCCGGAGCUCCUCUCCAUCAGUGCCACAGGUUGAAGAGAUGCCAAUCGAUGUGCCUCGCGAACUGUCCUACAUUGAGCGCCGUGACCUCGAAAAUCGCAUGACCGCGCAGGUGGUUCGCGGCAUCCAAAACCAGGAUGAUGUCCAAGCCAUGGCCAAGUCCUUGUCGACUGCGAAGGUCAAGGUUGGUCAACUUGAGAAAGGAAACGCUCUGCUGAAGCAGCAGCUCCAAGCAGCCGAGCACAAAGCUGGCAAAUGGGAGCGAAUUGCUGAAGACAAGGGGCAAGAGCUCGCCGACUUACGCGAGGAUCAGGAGGCUAGCGGGCAGGAAAUCGUCGAGCUCAAGCGUAAGAACACUUUGCUGGAGCUAAGCGUCGACAGAAAGGAAGCGGAAUUGCGGAAACUGCUGCAGCAGUAG